AUGGCCACUUCUGCCUUAGACCCGCGCAUGACUUUCCAUGCCCAGCAGCAGGAUCCUGGCGCGCCGCAGCCGCGACAGCUGAUCCUACGCUACUUUUACGAGAGCGGUACAGUGGAGCUGAUGGAGGUGCCGAGCGGUCGACUGUAUGUGAAGCGCACCGCCGUCGGCAUACCUGCCUCUGCCUUCACGGUUGGCUCGGCGGUGAUGCUAUUUGGCAAGGCGACAACCAUCACAGCGUUCGCGGACGAGGUGACACGGCAACUGUGCGCCCAAUGCAGCGAGUCGACGACGGUGCUGAUUGCCGAGGAGGCGUUCCCGUUACUGGGGCGCUACCUGGCGAUGCUGACGGAGGAGUGCUGCUUCACCAUCACCGAUGUGGAGAUGGUCUGGGUGCAGGCAGAGACGGUUUCGACUUUUGAUUUGCCAGAGCAGCUGGCGAACACACGCAUCGUCGUGGUGCUGUGCACUCGGAAGAAGGCGGUGGAGAAGGGCUUCGCCUUUGUGGAACGAGCCACCGGCACCUGCACUGCCAAAGACGCGGAACAAGCCGCCUUGUGGGGACAACUGGGCCAGCUCGCGAGAGCCAAGCCUCUGGCCGUAUUCAACGGGGCAAACACCUCCGUUGUAGUGUUAAAGCCUCACCUGGUCAGCACUGGACGGGGUGGAAGUGCUUUCCAGCAACUGCUAGACGUUGGAUUGGAGCCCACUGCACUCACGACAGUGACGAUGACCAGCGCGGCCGCUUGGGAGCUCAUGGAGCCGUACCGCGGCGUACUGCCCAACCUGGAGGGCACCGUCAGCAGCUUCAUAGGCACGAACUGGGUACUGCAGCUCGCCUCACUGGACGAAACGGUGGAUGUAGUGGACACUGUGCGGACCAUCUGCGGCCCCUACGACACGGUCGUCGCCAAGAAACUCUACCCGAAGUCGAUUCGCGCGUGCUACGGGGAUAGUGAGACCAACAACGCGGUGCACUGCUGCGAUCUUCCCGGUGACGGGCCCAUCUACACGAAAUUUUUCUUCCAAGGGUAA
Molecule: messenger RNA, 1032 nt
Organism: Leishmania mexicana MHOM/GT/2001/U1103
Lineage: Eukaryota; Euglenozoa; Kinetoplastea; Trypanosomatida; Trypanosomatidae
Exons: 1
Coding region: 1-1032 (343 amino acids)
Cellular component (GO): centrosome
Source: RefSeq, a predicted model, not a curated record